Messenger RNA from Babesia ovata, 5058 nucleotides. RefSeq lists its product as uncharacterized. Bases 1 to 5058 code for a protein of 1685 amino acids. The record is from RefSeq and is a predicted model, not a curated record. The transcript is spliced from 3 exons. Lineage: Eukaryota; Apicomplexa; Aconoidasida; Piroplasmida; Babesiidae.
AUGUCUUUCCUUCAUGGUGUUCUCAGUGGAGUGAAGGAUGAUGAUAACGUUACAAAAUAUAGUGACAUUAAUGAUAUUAACAAUGUUAUUAGCACUUUACAUAAUAAUGUAGGUAAAGGCCGUGAGGCCUUCGGGAACGCCGUGACUAAGGUGGGGGAGAGGACUAAUAAAGUGACUGCGGAAUUAGGUGAUUACUACAAGGAAGUUCAAGGGUCGGACCUUUUCCCACUUGCGUACCAGUUAGAGGCUUGGAUGAGAACCGUCGAGUCCGUCGACUGGGACAUUAGAGACAUUAGCGACAACCACAGUAAUAUAUUAGAUAGCACACUUAGAAUACAAUUAGCGCACGAAAUAGCUCCAGUUAAGAAAGUAGUGGAGCACCUUAAGGGUGUGGCCAAAAAUAUGACAGACGGCAACAAGGUGAAGCACGUAGACGAUGAAAUUGCUGCAAAGGAAAAUGAGGUCACUCAGCUAAUUACUGAAAAAUGCCAACAGCUCCUGAAAGCCUUGACAGAGAGAUUUGACCUCAUUGAAGAGAAAACCAGGAAAUUCGGAACAGAGCGUGCCGAGCAGUUGGGACCUUUGUUGCAGUCUGUCAAACAGCUGGUUACGGAUGUUGGCCACGCGGAAAAGAGCGCGCAAGCCUUGGCGCAGCAUUAUGAUAGAGACAUUCUCAAUGGGUUACAGACAAUAAGUGGGAAGGUAAGUAACCUUGCAACGGGGGAUAUUUCCGGCGGUCUUGGUAACGUAUUCUCAACUGUGAGUGUAGAGUUGGAGAGGCUGAAAGCAAAGUUAGAUGAGAUUGGAAGGCUUUCUAUCAGUGUUCAGCAAAAGGUAAAUAGCGGUUUGGAUCAAAUUAUGGACGAUUUGGAUCGGGCGAAAGAAUCGCUUAAGAUGGAUAUUAGAGGACAAAUAGGGUCAUAUAUGAGAGAUGAGUUGGGUAAUAAAAUUAAAGGGGUGGUUGCUCUGCUGACUAAAGAGAUCGCGGGUGUUGAAAAAAAUGACGGUGCUCUAUAUGAUGUUGUCACCGGAGUUAAGAAGUAUGCUGCGAAGUUCAUCACAAAUGAUUCUAAGGACGAAUUUGGCAAUAUAGUGGAGAGUUGGGUGAAAGACAUUUUGGGCGUCAAGAAUGGUAUGUUAAAGGAAAAGGUUAAGGCUUGGAUUGAGACUAGUACUUUGAAAUCUGCAUAUAGUGUGACGGGUGAAAAAAUUAAUCCGAUUCUUUCAACGAAAAUAGCGAAUCAGGUCGUUGCGAAAUUGAAAGGUGACAGCAAUAAUAUUAUUAAGUCAGCCGGUGCAACGGUUGCAAGUCAUAUCGGACCCGACACCGGUUCCAGCAAAAAUAUUGAGGAAUAUGUCACUGCUGUUCAGCUAGGUUGUAAGGACUUCGCCGAGAAACUUGAAAUCAAGCUGAAGAAUUAUAGCAGUACUACAGGGGGUACGGGAAAAGGCAUCGUCCCACUUGCGUGUGAUAUAGCCAAGCAGAUUGAGAAUGGGUUGAAGGGGGAUUUAGGCAUGGGCAGUGAUUCUACGUCUCCCAAAAUUUCUGAUCUCGAACUCGCCGUCCAAUCCAUUCUAUCCGCUCUCGUAUCCACUGCAAAGGAGACCGCUGGGGAACUUAAGCGAUUCACCGAUAGCUCCGACCUUAGUUCCAGCGUACACAGUGCUAUAAAAGCAGUCAAAGGGCUCGGCGGUCAUCUUGAGAGAGCGCUUACACCUGACGACUCAGAUCCACGUAAGAUUGGCAACAUUAUUAAAAUUGAGCUCGGAGACAAAGCUACAUUUGUCAACUUCGACACCAAGCUCCACCCGCUGCUCCGAAAUGCCGCCAAAAAGGGUAUCAGCAUGCUAGACACUGAAGUCAACAGCAUCAUUAACCAACAACUUCGCCGUGUUCACGCGACAAUUGGGCAACAAAUUAAUAGACUCAAUAAGGUUCCAGGUAAACAUUUGGGUAACGUUCAACAAAUUGUCGACGGCCUUCAGGAACAAAUUGCUGAAACUCAGAAACUGGUCGCCAAAACAAAGGCAAUUGCGGAAGGCAAUAUAAAACAGCAAGUUGAUUCACUCAGAGACCGCGUUAGCAAACUCAAGUUGAGCAUAGAAGGUAUUAAUGAUAAAAUCAAAGCCUUUGAUAAUUCUCUUCAAAAGGCCAUCCAAGACGCCACUGAUGCAGUUGAAACUGCUCGACGUACUCUGCACACUCAAAUUAUUACUACACAAAGUGAGCUCACCCAAACCGCCGAACAAGCCUUCACAACCGUCAAAAAAGCAGUGCAAUCCAUGUUCUGCGAGCAGCAUAAGGCGGACUUAACAGCUCUACACAAAUUGCUGGAGACGCAAGCGGAAGCUAUUAGGAAGCUAAUGAAUGAAAAUAAGAUAAGCGGAAUUAAGGGUUUAUUAAAUAAGCUUCAUGUGAACUUUGUUCCUCAAGCAGAGAAAAUUGACUCAGACUGCAAAUUCAAAGAUGGCACUCAGCACCUCUAUCACGCAAUUAACAGAUUCUUUCCGGAGUUUGAAAAACAAAGCGACUUAGUAUCGCAGUCAACGAAAAUUGACACGAUCUAUAAAAUGCUAGCAAAAUUGGUCAAACAGUUAUUCGAGUCGGAGCACUUCGACUCCUACGUCAUAUCCAAGCGGCAAGAUUUCGAAAACGCACUUGCUUCAUUUUCGACUGACACCUUCAAAGACGCCCCAAAGGCUGUCUUGUCUCCUCUGAAGCGCGGCUUACAAGACUUUGUCGGUGAACUGCGAAACGCUUACGUCAAUACAUAUUCGCGUGAAAAACCUGUAGAUGGUUGGGUAGAACCUAAAAAAGAUAAAGUGUCUCCCCAACUGAAAGAUGCCGCAAACGAAGAACAAGUCCUUACCGAAGAAGGCAAAAAAUGCGCAAGUGCGUGUCUCACGGUUUUCAAGACUCUGUUCCAUGAUCUGCAUGAGUUGCGGGAUAGUUGCGCGAAGCACGGCCUGUGUAAUGAGAAGCGUAUAUACCUCUAUGAGCCAGUGCCUAAAAAUCGAAAGCCAGUUGAAAACAAGCUUGGAGCAUGGUUAGAAAACCGAGGCUUCCAGGUGUCCAAAUAUGACAAUGGUCAUGAGGGCCAUUUGAAAAAUAAGCCGGACUUCAAGGGUGAGAACAUUCUCGCUUUGAUCGAAAGCAACAGUCUCAUUAGCCGGCCAUUCUCCGACGAAGAUGCGUACCAGGGUAAUAUCGUCCAAUUGUAUAAUUACUUUGAAAAAUACCUGAAUGUCUGCCACCUUAAACUCCACGAAAGAAAAACAUACCCCUGCACUGUACGUGACAUGUGUGCUUGGCUUUCCGGCCUCCCUCAUACAGCCGUGUACACCAACGUUGAAAAGCAUUGUGAAACGUUGCUCGCAGAUGACAAAAACAAAAGUGACAAUGUACUUUUAUACAUACUUAAAUCCACACUGCGGAAAACCUUAAAUAUUACGUGCCAAAUUUCAUACGAUGUGCUCGUCACAAUCUCAGGCAACGGCCGUGGCUUCGACCAGGCGGAUUACCCAUAUGCCACUAAUUUCUGUGAUAACACCCGUGGCUUUCAUUACCCUUCAGACGUCCCUAGCUUAUUCGAUAUGUUACGCGAUAUAUGUACACGGUUGUUAUAUCAGCUGUACUUUUUAUAUAGCCGAUGCCGUACACCAACCAAAUACCAUGGAUGGUCUGACUGUUCAUAUGGUAGUGGUGUUGCUGGCUCCGGAUUCCAGUGCAACACUAACCAAUGUACCAACCAAAACUGUCCUCAAAAGGCUGACCAAAACGCUGACCAAAGCGCUACCCAAAAGGCCAACCAAACGUGUGACCAACACCCUAAGUGCGGCGUCAAGUCGCCCCUUCAAUCUCACCUGAUGGACCAGUUACCUGGCUGCCUACCGCAUAAAGUAACGUCUGUUGGUUGCUCGUCUAAAUGUUUGAGUUGCCCUAAGAACUCGCCUGGUCAGCAGUGUAUUACUCCGAUGGGUUUCUGGGAUUUGACCAAUGCGGCGUCCAUUACCCGUCGGGGCCGUAUGCUUCAUGCCAUUCUCAAAACAUUGUGCAACAAUGCGGAGUCACCGCUGUGCUCUUUGCUUCGUUGCCUGUUCACAAUAUCACCGAACCCUCCUAAGACUUUGGGUGACAUGUUUUCGUUCUACUGCAAUGCUAUGCAGAACGUACAUGGUUCGAAAUAUGGCCACGACGCUGAAUACAGAAAGACAGUUGAUGGCGCGAUUAGUCGAUGCUUUCCAUUCGACACAUCGCUGCACAACUAUUACAAAGCUAAUCUAUUAACCGAUAAAUUAAAAGCUUUAUAUUGCUCCGAUGUAGAUCAUAAGGGUGCUCACAACGAUAAGCAUUGUGACCUUUGGAGCAUCAGCAGACCGCAACAUGAUGAUUCACAAGUCACGUGCCCUGAUAAAAAUUCAUGUUGUGCUCCUUACCUCCAACCUUUCGGUCUUCAUUCCAAUCAUACGUAUGCUCCGAAAAAUGCUGCAGUGCAUCUCUCAUGGUUCACUUACUUGGCGUGGGAUUUCUGGCAAUUGCUUAAUAAGUUACUUGAUGCGUUUAAGAGUAUGUCAUGUAAAGCGUACGGAUGCUCUUGUAACUGUGCAUCUGAUAAACAUGGAGUCACUGAAGAAGAAACUACCAAAUCUGCCUGUCAUUGUCCAACAAUCGUUGACUGCAACGGCGUCCUCUCCGUGUUCCACAAAUACGGAUUCACUUUCCGUGUGCCUGGAGAGUUAAUGGAGAGCACAACCAAAAAGUCAUGUGACGACUUUGUCAAACAGCUGACCAAAGUGCUGCACAAAGGAUAUUUUAAAGAAUUAUUUGACGAAAUCGAUGAUUUCAUCUGGGCAAUUCGUACACCCUUCUCCUACCUGUUACUAGCCCUCUGGUCGCUCUCGCUCCUGUACCUGCUGCACAUCGCCGUCGUCCGCCUCGACGUCCUGAGGAUACGCUCCCACCUGCGAUCGCCCUCAAGCCACCGCAUCGCCGCGCAGUCCCUCCUCGCCGCCGCACGCGUCAGGGCACUCGCCAACGUCAAGUACUUCUCACCAUAA